Ramularia collo-cygni is the source of this 459-nucleotide messenger RNA. Its product is annotated as related to small unique nuclear receptor co-repressor. Lineage: Eukaryota; Fungi; Ascomycota; Dothideomycetes; Mycosphaerellales; Mycosphaerellaceae. The transcript has 2 exons. Gene Ontology annotation, cellular component: nucleus; mitochondrion. The record is from RefSeq and is a predicted model, not a curated record. Bases 1 to 459 code for a protein of 152 amino acids. Gene Ontology annotation, biological process: mitochondrion organization.
AUGCCUCGUCAAUCUCGUGGUCCAGCUCCUGCGCCUAAGCGACCAACUGUCGCUCCUCAGCGGCCAGCACCUCCAACACAGGCUCGACAGGCCUCCACCAGCGCAGCACCACCCGCCCAAGCUCCUCCAGCACAGCAGAGCAGCGGUGGCUCCGGACUGUUUGGCCAGAUGGCCAGCACUGCURCUGGUGUAGCAGUCGGAUCUUCCAUCGGCCACGCAGUUGGUGGCUGGUUUGGGGGCGGCAGCUCACAGCCCGCAGCACAGGAGGCUGCUCCAGUCGCUGCUCAGGACAAUGGUUUUGUACAGACCAGCGCGACCAACAACUCUGCAACUGGCGCUUGCGCGAACGACAUCAACAACUUCCGGUCAUGUAUGGAUCAGAACCAGGGCAACUUGACGAUCUGUGGAUGGUAUUUGGAUCAGUUGAAGGCAUGUCAGCAGGCGUCCAGCCAGUACUAG